ACCGCCACGUAAGGGGUCGGCCGAUGUCGAAGUCUUAACCGAUUUGCGCCUUCUCUACGUAGUACUAACUGUUAUUCUCUCUCGGAUCCCAGCUCGUAGAUUCGGUCGAGGACACUUUCUUUCCCAUCAUUCUUCUGUCGCUCAUUUUUAUAAGAGCCAUCGUACGCGCCGCGAAGAUACCCACAUGACACUCUCCCAUCCUCAGGACGGUCGCCACGUUGCCACUGACAUCGCGGAAAUACCUUACAUUCUGCCCGCAAGGUCCUGGUGGUUUUAUACCAUUUUCUUGUUUAUUGUGAUUCCUUUAUGGUCGGUGAUACCCAUUGCAUGGUCAUUUGUGAUAUACGUAUUGUGGACUGGUAACAUCUGGUUAUUUGGCUGGAAUGGUAGAAUGUGCUUCGCGGUCGCCAUCGGCGAGGUGUUGUUUAGUUUGCACCACUACAGACUUCUCAAGUCUAUAUCUGGACCGCCACCAAAUGGCACGGGUGAUCUGGCCGAGAGGCAGGCAGGUUUUAUCCGUGUCUUGAAGAGUGGCCUUGCAGAUCUUACCGAGGAGAGUUAUGACGAAGAGUCCCUAGAUGAUGCGAGGCCAGGCAGUCCGGCUGAGGCUAUCGUCCAGCUUAAUGCAGACGACCCGCGUGCUGUAGACUUUCGAGAACGGAUGAGAGCGUGGUUCCGCAGAUCAACCUGGUCAUCGGUCAAAAAGCGAGACAUUUAUGCUUACCUCUAUUGGGUGUUUUACAAUAGAGAAAUGCCUCCCUUAGAGUCCCUGGCAGGACGACAGCGGCUGUUAUUAGAUGAAGCUCUUUCAUAUGUAGAGAAACGUGCAGGGAAAGCAAUCCCUGACGAGCCUAGCGUCGGUGUUCAACCUGUCCGUCUCACCAUAGAUGAGGUGAAUGUCAACUGGCGACCUCUCACUUGGUAUGUCAUGGCGCUAGGUGGUAAUUGGGUGCUCAAACAUUGGCUCGUAUCUUCGUACGGCGUACGUUUCGGCUGCUAUAACGGUCUAGAGUACUUUGUGCGCAUACCCGAAUCAUGGGACGCCGUGUAUGAUCGACGUCCGCUCGUGUUCUUGCACGGUCUCGGUUUGGGCAUGUUGCAGUACAAACUUUUCCUCUCCGACCUGUUGAGGAAUCAUUCCGACCGCCCACUUUUAUUCCCUCUGCAACCCCAUAUCAGUCAAAAUAUUUUCCAUCCUAGAUUCCUAACACCGAUGCCCAGGAAGGAAAUGAUUACCUGCUUGGUUGGUCUCCUGCAAAAGCUGGGCUGGGUUCCACCGUCCGAUGAGCUUAAUGAUACCCUUGAAUUUGACAAGAAACCCAAAUCGAUGUCGACUGGAGUUGUCAUGCUCAGCCACUCGUACGGGUCAUUUGUACACUCAUGGUUCCUAAAGGCAUACCCGCACAUGGCCAUACGCUCAUGCUUCGUGGAUCCUGUAGCGAUUUGCUGUUGGGAAGGCGACAUGUGUCAUAACUUCAUAUACAAACCCUGCACUACGGGAUCAGAUCUGUUGAUGAGGUUUUUCGUGGGCACUGAACUUGGAGUCGCAAAUACACUUCAGCGUCACUUUGACUGGGUGUCGAAUUCGCUGUGGUUUGAAGACAUUCCAAACGCACGGGAUCCCGACAAGACGCUUGUGGUAUUAGGAGGUAGGGAUGCCAUCCUCAACGCAGAGCGUGUCAGACGGUACUUAUCCACUCACGGUGUAAGCAAGGGAAUCUACUUUGAUCCAAACGGGGGCCACGGGCAGCCGUUGAUAGCUGAUGGGCUAGGGCAUGACACUAUCACGAAGUGGUUACGGGUAGCAUAGUCUGCACUGCAUUCGUUGGAGCGGCGGGUUAGCUGCGGAAUAUCCCUUGGGCUUCUUAUUGGCACUCCAACGUAUUUGAUAUCCCGGCAUGUUCACGAUUAUCAACACAUGUAUGACCGCGACGUGGCUAUGGGUGAGAACGGUAGACAGAUAUGGUCAACAUGUGGUGAAAUGACUUUUUCGUUUCAAUUUGUGUUACGAUGAUCGACUCC
Pisolithus orientalis is the source of this 2022-nucleotide messenger RNA. RefSeq lists its product as uncharacterized. The record is from RefSeq and is a predicted model, not a curated record. The coding region runs from base 185 to 1810 and encodes 541 amino acids. The transcript is spliced from 8 exons. NCBI's taxonomy places the organism in Eukaryota, Fungi, Basidiomycota, Agaricomycetes, Boletales, Pisolithaceae.